AUGACUUCUCACAGUGCCAAAGAGCUCAAUGCCCUGCUCACUGUCACCUCUGAGGCACUGAACGCUCUGGAGGUUCUCGGCUCCCCAACCUCCCAGUGGGACCAGGUGAUCGUACAUGAGGUCUCGCAACGGCUCAGCUCAAAGCUUCGUGAAGCCUGGGAGGUCAAGGUCGGUUCAUCGGCGGAGUAUCCUUCAUACAAGGACUUCAAGGAUUUCCUCACUGGGAGAGCUCGCGCGAUGGAGAGCAUCGAGAUUAACUCGGUUCCUCGUGCUCCUGCCACAAAGCCCUCCAAUGUCAGCUCAUCCAAGCAGUCGACCGCUGCGAAGGUUCACCACGGCACCGCUCAACCACCACAAAAAUCGAGGCCAGCUCUCAAGUCCGCUCCAUCGGUGAAGGACACGUACCUGUGCUCGAUGUAUGAGGCAGAUCAUUACCUCACAUCCUGCUCAUCCUUCCGUCAGCUUUCGGUAUCAGCUCGUAGGGAGGUAGUAGAGCGUCGCUACCUCUGCUACAAUUGCCUUGGUCGGCACUCGGUGAGGGACUGCAGGUCCAAGACCAAGCGUCAGUAUUGCGGGGGCCUCCACCACUCGAUGCUCCACAACCAGUCAUCGAGUCAGCCUCAACGUCCAGCUCAGCAGAGGCAACAGACCAACUCAACCCAGCAAAAGGCCGUUCCGGUGGUGACCUACACCCACGAAAACGACAUCCCCAAAGCGGUGACUGCGCCAGUGGUCAUACGAGCGAAGAUAUUGCUCCAGGCUCUAUGGAUCGAGAAACUGGGAUGGGACGAACCAGUUUCCCAGACAACUGCUCAACGAUGGAGCCAAUUCAGGGAGGAGCUCACACAGUUAUCAGAGAUCACCAUACCUCGGUGGCUUGGACUGCUCACGGAUUCCGUCGUCGAAGUACACGGUUUUUCCGACGCAUCACAAGUGGCGAUGUCAGCCGUGAUCUAUCUCAAGGUUCUCAACAAGGGAAAAUCACAACUCACAUUGGUUUGCUCAAAAACGAAGGUCGCACCGCUCAAACGGCUGACAAUCCCACGACUAGAACUCACUGCGGCUCUCCUCCUGGCCAAACUGACUAAGUACGUCAAGGACCAACUCAAUCUCACGAACGCCACCACCUAUCUCUGGACCGACUCAUCGGUCACGCUCACGUGGAUCAGCUCACACUCCUCAAGAUGGAAGGAGUUCGUGAAAAAUCGGGUGGCACUCAUCCAGGAGCUCACUCAGCAGGCUCAUUGGAGAUUGGUACCGGGCAAGGAGAAUCCUGCAGACUGUGCAUCUCGAGGUCUAUCAGCGCACCAACUGGUAUCUCAUAAGCUCUGGUGGAAAGGGCCACCAUGGCUUCAUCAAGACUGCUCAUCAUGGCCAACUCACGCUCUGGAAAAAGACCUCAGCGCAGACCUCGAGGAAAAGCCAGGAGUUCUCCUACAUGUAAAAGCUCAUCCAAUCGCGCUCUGGAAUCUCGUCGACAGAUUCUCAUCGUUCAACCGACUGCUCAGGGUCACAGCAAUCUGUCGACGAUUCAUAGCUCGGCUCAGGAAAACCCCCAACUCUUCUCUUCGAUACCCGCUCACUCUUGGUGAUCUUGAAGAGGCUCGCAUCCUCUGGAUCAAACUCACGCAGGCAGCUCACUUCAAGGAUCAACUCAGAGCGAUCUCACGAGGGGAAAGGUUCAGCAAAUCCCACCCCCUCACCAAGCUCACACCCUUCAUCGAUCGCCAAGGGGUAUUGAGGAUAGGAGGACGGCUCAAGUUUGCUCACAUAGGCCCGGAGAGCCGGAACCAAGUGAUUAUUCCGAAGGAAUCUCAACUGGCUCAGCUACUCAUCGGACAGGCUCAUCUAAGGACACUCCACGGAGGCACACAGCUCACCCUCAGGCAGCUCAGAAGUAGCUACUGGAUACUCGGAGGUCGAGCACCAGUACGCUCCUUCAUCCUCAAGUGCGUUAACUGCACUCGCCAACGUGGAGUACGCGCUCAACAGCUCAUGGGCCAGUUGCCACCAGCCAGACUCACUCCCGCUCGAGCCUUUCUCAACACUGGGAUCGACUAUGCCGGCCCAGUGUCUCUACGGUCCUGGAAAGGGCGGGGACACAAGUCGUACAAAGGCUGGUUGGCUAUCUUUGUCUGCAUGACCACCUCAGCGGUCCAUCUCGAGGUCGUGUCAGACUACUCAGCCGAGGGGUUCAUCGCGGCGUAUAGACGCUUUUCAAGUCGGCGUGGGAUCGCUCAUUCCUUGUUCAGUGACUGUGGGACCAAUUUCCUUGGCGCUGACAAGGAACUAAAGAAGCUCUUCUCGUCAGGAUCAGCUCAAUCAAGACAGCUCGCACAGCUCCUCAUCAAUGAUGGGACUCAGUGGUCCUUCAAUCCUCCAGUGCUCAACUCACGACCACUGGAACCGCUCACGGAUGAUCCUGAUGACUGUUCAGCCUUGACACCAGGGCAUUUUCUCAUCGGUCAGGCUCCCACGACUCUUCCAGAGCCAUCUUUAGAGCAACUCAACGUCUCAAGGCUCUCUAGAUGGCAGCUCAUUCAGCAGAAGCUUCAAGGAUUCUGGAAGAGGUGGUCCACGGGAUAUCUCCAACGUCUUCAAGCGAUAUCCAAGUGGCACCAUCCGACUCAUCAGAUACGGAUCGGCUCACUGGUUCUACUCACGGACGAGAGAUUCCCGCCAGCGAAGUGGCCUCUCGCCCGAGUGACCGCUCUGCACCCAGGAUCGGACGGACUCACCAGGGUAGUAACCAUCAGGACUGCUCAGACGACGCUGACAAGGCCAAUCGCCAAGCACGUCCUCUUGCCCAUCUCACCUUCAGGGGAAUAG
Molecule: messenger RNA, 2829 nt
Organism: Diachasma alloeum
Lineage: Eukaryota; Metazoa; Arthropoda; Insecta; Hymenoptera; Braconidae
Exons: 3
Coding region: 1-2829 (942 amino acids)
Molecular function (GO): nucleic acid binding
Source: RefSeq, a predicted model, not a curated record